Messenger RNA from Phialemonium atrogriseum, 2132 nucleotides. RefSeq names its product POT family-domain-containing protein. Gene Ontology annotation, molecular function: transmembrane transporter activity. Gene Ontology annotation, biological process: transmembrane transport; oligopeptide transport. The transcript has a single exon. Bases 175 to 2001 code for a protein of 608 amino acids. The record is from RefSeq and is a predicted model, not a curated record. NCBI's taxonomy places the organism in Eukaryota, Fungi, Ascomycota, Sordariomycetes, Cephalothecales, Cephalothecaceae. Gene Ontology annotation, cellular component: membrane.
GGCUAUUGCUGCCCGCGUUCCUUCCCGAACACUUUCUGUCGUUAUCAACCUUAGUCUUUCCCCGCGUGUCUCUCCUGCUCGCCUCCUCCCCUCCCUCCCCUCCUUCUAUCCACCGUCGAAGAGAAGGCCCGGGUGAAGCUCACAAACGACAGCUAGCAAAGGGAGGGCGACAAAAUGACUACCACCAUCAACCUCGACACCGAUGCCAUCGUGCAGUCUGGUCUGGUAGACCCUGAGCACAAGGGCCUCGCUCACAACGAGGCCCGGGGGUCGAUGGAUGUGCGCAAGUCGUUGCAGGCUCCCGCCCACGACUUCGCCUCCACCGACGACGACGACAACUCGUGGCCCGACAAGCCGACCGAGGAGGAGCUGCACACGCUGCGCCGCGUGUCGGGCAAGAUCAAGUGGAAUGUCUACACCAUUGCCUUCGUCGAGCUCUGCGAGCGCUUCUCCUACUAUGGCUCCGCCGUCCUGUACACAAACUUUGUCAACCACCCGCUCCCCGACGGCUCCAACACGGGUGCUACCGGCAACUCGAGCCAGCGCGUGCCCGGCGCCCUCGGUAUGGGACCCAAGGCUGCCCAGGGAAUCAGCUUGUUCAACCAGUUCUUUGCCUACCUGAUGCCUCUGUUUGGUGCCUGGAUUGCUGAUGCCCGGCUCGGUCGUUUCUGGACCAUCCACAUCGCCAUCGGCAUCUCCACCAUCGCCCACGUUAUCCUCGUCGCUGCCUCGUCGCCCGGCGUCAUCGUCAAACCCGACGCGUCCUUCGCCGCCUUCAUCAUCGGACUCCUGACCCUCUGCGUCGGCACGGGCUUCUUCAAGGCCAACGUGUCCCCCCUCCUGGCUGAGCAGAACGACGACACCCGGAUGCGCGUCGAGGAGCGCAACGGCGAGCGCGUUAUCGUCGACCCGGCUGUCACCAACACGCGCAUCUUCCUCUACUUCUACUUCUGCAUCAACAUCGGCUCCAUGGCCGGCCAGAUCGGAAUGGUGUGGGUCGAGAAGUACCUGGGCUUCUGGGUCGCCUUCCUGAUCCCCACGGGCAUGUUCCUGCUCGCGCCGCUGGUGCUGUGGUCGCAGAAAAAGAACUACCGCCUCACCCCGCCCACGGGCUCGCUGCUGUCCAAGUUCCUGCGCAUGUUCAUGUUCGUCCAGAAGCGCUGCCCGCUCUUCAAGCUCGACUGGGAGCUCGCCAAGCCGUCCAACGUGCCCGUCGCCGAGCGCCCGUCAUGGAUGACGUACGACGACGCCUGGGUUGACGAAGUCCGCCGCGGCCUCAUGGCCUGCAAGGUGUUCCUCUUCCUGCCCAUCUUCUUCCUGUCCUACAACCAGAUGACGGGCAACCUCACGAUUCAGGCCUCCACCAUGGAGCUGCACGGCGUGCCCAACGACAUCAUCCAGAACCUCAACCCCAUCUCCAUCGUUAUCAUGAUCCCCCUCAUCGACGGCCUGCUCUACCCGGGCCUCCGCAAGCUCGGCAUCGCCUUCACCCCGAUCAAGCGUAUGACUCUCGGAUUCAUGAUCGCCGCCAUGUCCAUGGUCGCCUCGGCUGUGAUGCAGUACUACAUCUACCAGAAGAGCCCCUGCGGCUGGCACGCCAACAGAGAGGGCUGCGCCCCGGCGCCCAUCAACGUGUGGGCCCAGUCGCUGCCCUACAUCCUCAUCGGCCUCGCCGAGAUUUUUGCCAACGUCACCUCGUACGAGUACGCCUACUCCAAGGCCCCCGAGAACAUGAAGUCGCUCGUCAUGAGCGUCAACCUGUUCAUGAGCGCCAUCUCCGCCGCCAUCGGCCAGGCCUUCACCCCGCUCUCCGAUGACCCCCUGCUGGUCUGGAACUACACCGUCGUCGCCUGCAUCGCUGUCGUCGGCGGCGUCGCCUUCUGGUUCUGCUUCCACCACCUCGACUCGGACGAGGACAAGUGGAACAUGCUCAAGAAAUCCGAGUUCAUCGGGAAUCAGCAGCCCACCCUCGCCGAGAACUCAAAGGCCGACGAGGCUUGAGGUGGCGGGAGACUCGGGGGUUUUGUAUGUUGAUGUUGAUGAGGGAGAGUGUAUGUUAUCUAGGGACAUGAAUAUGAUACCAGUAGCAAUCGUAAUUCGCUUUAUAAAUUCAAAAAGACAUUUUAAACAAG